AUGACCAUAAACACCUGCAGUAAGAGAGAGGUAACCCGGGUACAGAUGGCCUGCUUAACUAAGAUGGAGCGUAUGAUUGUGUCCAUGCAGGAUCCUGACAUGGGCAUGAAGAUGAGAAGCCAGCGGCUGCUUAUUACAGUCAUUCCUCAUGCCAUGACUGGUGGAGACAUAGUUGAGUGGCUGAUAAAGAAGUAUUCCAUCAGUGAAGAAGAGGCAUCACAUAUUGGAAACCUCUUGGUGAAAUACGGCUACAUAUACCCACUGAAGGAACCUCGGAACCUGUGUUUGAAACAAGACGACUCACCGUAUCGCUUUCAGACUCCAUAUUACUGGACCUCAAGCCGUUGGCCUGCUUCCGAGCUGGAUUAUGCAAUUUAUUUGGCCAAGAAGAACAUUCGCAAGCAAGGGGAGCUCAUUGAGUAUGAGAAGGAGUGUUAUAAUGCUUUACAUAAGAGGAUCAAUCACACCUGGGACUUUGUGGUGAUGCAGGCAAGAGAGCAGCUCAGGGCAUCCAAACUUCGUCGAAAGGCUGAUCGCAUUGUUCUGGAGUGUCAAGAACAAGCAUACUGGUUAGUCAACAGACCCCCGCCUGGUGCAAUGGACAUUUUGGAUCUUGGACCAGAGAAAAGAAACAUCGCAAACACACGGGUGCAACUUGUAGAAAAGAACGUCGCAUUCUACAGGAGAGAGGUUGAUCGAAUUAGGAAAUGCCUGGGAAGAAAUCGGAUCAAGUCCUCAAUCUGUUUGGAAAGUUUUGUGAAGUACAGUAAACAGUACCAGAACCAUGAUCCCAUAAUGCAAGGCUGCCUUCCCAGCAACCCAUGGAUCACAGACGACAUCAUGUACUGGAGCAUGAAUUCAGAAACGGUGGCCAUGCCAACUAAACUCUGUGUGGAACGUUGGAGUUUUAGCUUCACGGAACUGCUGACUGACCCAUUAGGGAGAAAAGAAUUCCUUGCUUUCCUGGAGAAAGAAUUCAGUGCUGAGAACCUGUGCUUCUGGCAGGCGUGUGAGGAUAUACGACAUGGUGAAUCCUCUAAAAUCCUGGUGAAAGUGGACGAGGUUUUCAAGCAGUACCUCGCACCUGGAGCCGCGAACUCUGUGAACAUCGACAGCAAGACCAUGGAAAUAACCCUGGAAGGUAUGAAGCAGCCCAAUCUCUUCGUCUUCGACGAUGCUCAGAUGCACAUUUACGUCCUCAUGAAGAAGGACUCGUACACUCGCUAUCUGAAGUCCCAACUGUACAAGAACCUGUUGGCUAAAGCUAUAGUACCACAGGAAACUAAGAAAAGUGUGUUCCCCUUCACGCGCCGACAGCGACACUCCAGUCCAUCUCCAGCACUGGUACAAACAGGAGAUGAAAAUGGAAAAGCACAGAUGAAGAAUGGAUGAACUGCGUCCUUCAAUAACUCACACUAUUCUUUACAAACACACUGUAUGGCAAAGUAUAAG
Trichomycterus rosablanca is the source of this 1452-nucleotide messenger RNA. RefSeq names its product regulator of G protein signaling 11 (gene rgs11). Lineage: Eukaryota; Metazoa; Chordata; Actinopteri; Siluriformes; Trichomycteridae. The record is from RefSeq and is a predicted model, not a curated record. Gene Ontology annotation, cellular component: plasma membrane; neuron projection; cytoplasm. The coding region runs from base 1 to 1392 and encodes 463 amino acids. Gene Ontology annotation, biological process: G protein-coupled receptor signaling pathway; positive regulation of GTPase activity; intracellular signal transduction. The transcript is spliced from 17 exons. Gene Ontology annotation, molecular function: GTPase activator activity.